AUGCGUAGGCAAUUGUGGUUAGAUCUGGAGCUGUUGAUAUCUUCUUUGGUUCCUUGGUCUGUGAUGGGGGAUUUCAAUGUGACCCUGCUCUCUCAUGAGAAAAGAGGUCCUGGUAAGUUUAAUCUUGGAUCGGCUGCUGAAUUCCAGGCAAUGAUUGAUGCGUGUGAAUUUCUCUCUAUCCCUUCUCAGGGAAAGAAAUUCACUUGGACUAACAAUCGUCGAAGGGGUCAUGCAGUUGCAGUGUUAGAUCGGAAUUUUUGUGAUGAGAAGUGGAUAGACGUGUUUAGAAAUGUGAAGCAAGGUCUAUUGUUGUCUUCGGUAUCAGAUCAUGCCCCUCUAUUUGUUGUCUCUGAUGUUGUUCAAAGGCCUACAAAUAUCCCCUUCAGAUUCCAUAGCUUUUGGAUGGAAAAUGAUCAAUUUAUCUCCGUGGCUGAGGAAGCUUGGAAAACUCAGAUAGUAGGUGAUCCAAUUGUCGUUUUGGCACAGAAAUUAAAGCAGGUCAAGGAGAAUUUAAAGGUUUGGGGGAGGGCUACCUUUCCUAACCUGAAUGAUGAGGUCGACAAAGCAAAGCUGAAAUUAAAGAAGGUUCAAGACAUGAUAGAGGUGGCUGGGAUGAACGAUGAAUUAUUUAACAGAGAGGCAGAUGCAAAAACAGUAUUAUUGAAGGUCAACCAAAUGUACGAGAAGUUGUGGGCUGAAAAAGCUAAACUGAGAUGGAUGAAAAAUGGAGACUGUAACUCGAAAAUUUUUCAUCUCUCAGUGAAGCUUAGGAGGGUGUUGGAGGAGGAGGACGUGGCAGGAUUGGAGAUUGCCCUGAGUGGGGAUGAAAUAAAACAAGCGGUUUGGGAUUUAGAUCCUGUAAGCUCUCCAAGUCCUGAUGGGUUCCCAGGCAGCUUCUUCAGGCGAUGUUGGGCCAUUGUUGAGGGUGAUUUUUGUAGGGCAGUGAAAAAUUUCUUUGAGAAAGGGUGGCUUCCUAAAGGAAUAAACAAUUGUUUUAUUUCCUUGAUCCCCAAAGUUGAGGGUGCGGCCUCUCUUGAUAGGUUUCGAACUAUAUGUAUGGGAAACUUCUAUUGCAAAGUGAUAUCAAAAAUAUUAUCUUCAAGAUUACUUGUUGUUUUGCCUAAAUUGGUCUCGGAAGAGCAAGGCGCUUUCCAGCAGGGUAAAAUAAUUUCGGCAAAUAUCAGCCUCGCAUCAGAACUGUCAAAUUUGAUGCACUCUUCGGUUAGGGGUGGUGGAAUGGGGCUGAAGCUCGAUGUUCAAAAGGCAUAUGACUCUCUAGCUUGGGAAUUCCUCUUUGCAGUUAUGUGCAAAUUUGGGUUCUCCUCUAGGUGGAUUUGUCGGAUUCACAACCUUCUACUAUCUUCCCGAAUAUCUAUCUUGGUGAAUGGUGGCCCAGUUGGGUUCUUUGGGGUUGGUAGAGGUCUCCAGCAAGGAGAUCCUUUGUCUCCCUUCUUAUUUAUUCUGGCAGAAGAGGUUCUCUGUAAAGGUCUUAGAAGUCUAGCAAAGGAUGGUUUGAUAAAAUCUCUUCCUGGUGCUCGAGGGAAGAAGAUACUGGUGAAGUGGGAUGAGGUUGAUGGUUCGCUGAAAACUUCCUACCUUUCCUCUUCGAUAUGGCCUGGUCUUAAAAAGGUGUGGAGGUGGGUAGAGUCUCAUGAGCAAUGGACUGUUGGGAAUGGUCAGAGGAUAAUUUUUUGGAAAGAUAGUUGGCUAGGAAAGAAGCCUAUUGAGGAGUUGUAUGGCCUGCAGUUAGGUCUCUUUGAUUCGAUGCAAGCAAAGGUUUCCGAUUUCAUUUGCCAAGAUGAGUGGAAUUUUCCCCAGGUGCGGAGAAGGCCUCGGGAAAUCCUCAAUAUUUUCUGGUGCCCUCCUAAUUCAGAUUGGAUAAAACUCAAUUCGGACGGUUGCUCUAUUGGUAAUCCAAGGAAGUCUGGAGCAGGGGGAAUCCUUCGCAAUGAAAAGGCAGAGGUAGUGGCAAAUUACAGAAAUUUUCUAGGAACUCGCAAAAAUUUCGAGGCUGAAUUUCUGGCACUUAUGAUAGGGAUUGAAUUAGCUAAGCAGCACAAUGUGAAACGGCUAUGGAUAGAAUGUGAUUCAGUUGCAGUUGUGACUAAUUUUCAGAAGAGGCAAAGUCCGUGGAUAGGUCAGCAAAGAUAG
This is a messenger RNA of Macadamia integrifolia, 2151 nucleotides long. RefSeq lists its product as uncharacterized. Gene Ontology annotation, molecular function: RNA-DNA hybrid ribonuclease activity; nucleic acid binding. Lineage: Eukaryota; Viridiplantae; Streptophyta; Magnoliopsida; Proteales; Proteaceae. The transcript has 5 exons. The coding region runs from base 1 to 2151 and encodes 716 amino acids. The record is from RefSeq and is a predicted model, not a curated record.